This is a messenger RNA of Corapipo altera (White-ruffed manakin), 1055 nucleotides long. Its product is annotated as schwannomin-interacting protein 1. The coding region runs from base 270 to 1055 and encodes 261 amino acids. Gene Ontology annotation, cellular component: plasma membrane; cell junction. Gene Ontology annotation, biological process: positive regulation of hippo signaling. The transcript is spliced from 7 exons. NCBI's taxonomy places the organism in Eukaryota, Metazoa, Chordata, Aves, Passeriformes, Pipridae. The record is from RefSeq and is a predicted model, not a curated record.
UGGAGGAGGACGCGGCUUCCCUGGCCCCGACAGCCUUCGCCUCCCUCUCAUCAGCUGCCUGGGGCUCCGUGACUUUAUUUGGGAAAAGCAAGGUGCUCUGGAACAGCCGGGAAGGGAGAGGUGCUGGAGAGGCAUCCCGGGCAGGGGCCGGGGGGCUGCGGCAGGUCCCGGCUCUGGAGCGAGCGCCUGGUCCCGCGGUGCCCGGGGAAGAGCCGAGGAAGGACUGAGAUGCCCCGUUGUUGCCACGUGAGGAGCCGGGAGCGAAGGAGAUGAGUCGGGAGGGAGGUGAUGGAAUGGGUGACGUCAUCAGGAAAGCAGCUGCACCGGCCGGGGAGGGGAGUUAUAAAAAGGCCCAGAAGAAUGAGCGGGAGUCCAUCAGGCAGAAGUUGGCCCUGGGCAGUUUCUUCGACGAUGGCCCAGGACUCUACACCAGCUGCAGCAAGAGCGGCAAGCCCAGCCUGUCGUCCCGAUUACAAAGUGGGAUGAACCUGCAGAUCUGCUUUGUGAACGACAGCGGCAGCGACAAGGACAGCGAUGCCGACGACAGCAAGACAGAGACCAGCCUGGACACGCCGUUGUCGCCCAUGAGCAAGCAGAGCUCGUCCUACUCCGACAGAGACACGACAGAGGAGGAGUCAGAGUCCCUGGAUGACAUGGACUUCCUCACCAGGCAAAAGAAACUCCAAGCUGAAGCCAAGAUGGCCUUGGCUAUGGCAAAGCCCAUGGCCAAAAUGCAGGUGGAGGUGGAAAAGCAGAACAGGAAGAAAUCGCCGGUAGCGGAUCUUCUGCCACAUAUGCCUCAUAUAAGUGAAUGCCUGAUGAAGAGAAGUUUGAAACCCACUGAUCUAAGAGACAUGACUAUCGGGCAGCUACAAGUGAUAGUCAAUGAUCUGCACUCACAGAUAGAAAGCUUGAAUGAGGAGCUGGUGCAGCUGCUGCUGAUCCGGGACGAGCUGCACACGGAGCAGGAUGCCAUGCUGGUGGACAUCGAGGAUCUCACCAGGCACGCUGAGAGCCAGCAGAAGCACAUGGCAGAGAAGAUGCCGGCCAAGUGA